CGAUUUUAGUCUGCUUCCAAGAAGAAAAUGGAUACACCUGCCUUUACAACCAACUGAGGAACUGGCUAUGGAAAGAGAUACUAUCCAUUCACUUGAGCUGCUAAGACCAGUGUCUCCUGCAGAGAGUUAUGUUUCCAUGAACAGUGACAUGUCCAAAGGGGAGGCGCCAAACUUCAGUGAUGAAGUGCUGAGACCAGAUAAGGGCCAAAGACCAGUGUCUCCUGCAGAGAGUUAUGUUUCCAUGAAAAGUGACAUGUCCAAAGGGGAGGCGCCAAACUUCAGUGAUGAAGUGCUGAGACCAGAUAAGGGCCGAAGACCAGUGUCUCCUGCAGAGAGUUAUGUUUCCAUGAACAGUGACAUGUCCAAAGGGGAGGCGCCAAACUUCAGUGAUGAAGUGCUGAGACCAGAUAAGGGCCAAAGACCAGUGUCUCCUGCAGAGAGUUAUGUUUCCAUGAAAAGUGACAUGUCCAAAGGGGAGGCGCCAAACUUCAGUGAUGAAGUGCUGAGACCAGAUAAGGGCCGAAGACCAGUGUCUCCUGCAGAGAGUUAUGUUUCCAUGAACAGUGACAUGUCCAAAGGGGAGGCGCCAAACUUCAGUGAUGAAGUGCUGAGUUCACUUGAGCUGCAAAGAAAGAGUUAUGUUCCCAUGGACAGUGGCAUGCCCAAAGGGGAACUGCUAAACUUCAGUAACGAAGUGCUGAGGUAA
Pelmatolapia mariae (spotted tilapia) is the source of this 706-nucleotide messenger RNA. RefSeq lists its product as uncharacterized. Lineage: Eukaryota; Metazoa; Chordata; Actinopteri; Cichliformes; Cichlidae. The record is from RefSeq and is a predicted model, not a curated record. The transcript has 7 exons. Bases 68 to 706 code for a protein of 212 amino acids.